AUGACGGACGAAAACACGUCCUCGUUACCGGCCAUUUUUUCCUCGACAAACGAGAAAGAGCAGCAAGUUCUCGAGUGCUUGAAAAAUGUCAUCGACCCAGAUUUUGGCGAGAACAUCGUCAACUGCGGUUUCGUGAAAGUGUUGAAAGUCUCCGAGAGCGGGAAAGACGUCGCGUUGGUUCUGGAGCUGACCACGCCCGCGUGUCCGGUGAAGGAUGAGUUUAACAGGCUCUCGAAAGAGUUUGUGAAGCGGUUAGAGUGGGUGGAUGAUGUGGACGUGAUCAUGACGGCGUCGCCGAAAUCCGCCAUGGCGGACGUGCCGGAAGCGCCGCCUGGCUUGAGAGGGGUGAAGAACAUCAUAGCUAUUUCCAGUUGUAAAGGUGGGGUAGGGAAAUCGACGACGUGCGUGAAUUUAGCGAUGACUUUAGCGCAGAUGGGUGCAAAGGUCGGGAUAUUUGAUGCGGACGUGUACGGACCGAGUUUACCGACGAUGAUUACGCCCGCGUUUGACAAGUUGGAGAUGAAAGAGGACGGAACGAUUACGCCGGUUGAAUACGAAGGCGUAAAGGUGGUGUCGUUUGGGUACGCCGGGCAAGGGUCGGCGAUUAUGCGAGGGCCAAUGGUUUCCGGUUUGGUGAAUCAGUUAUUAACCACCAGCGAGUGGGGCGAGUUGGAUUAUCUUUUGCUGGACAUGCCUCCCGGGACCGGUGAUAUUCAUUUGACGUUAGGCCAAGUGGUUCCAAUAACCGCGGCGGUUGUUGUGACCACACCGCAAAGGUUGGCAUUUAUCGAUGUCGAUAAAGGCGUGAGAAUGUUUGCGAAAUUGGAAGUUCCGUGCGUGGCGGUUGUUGAAAACAUGUCCACCUUUACCGGCGACGACGGUAAAGUCUACAGACCGUUCGGUCGAGGGAGCGGCAAAUCUAUCUGCGAAGCGUACGACAUUCCGCAUUUAAUAGAAAUGCCGAUCGAACCUGGACUGUCCUCGGGCGGUGACUCUGGUACCCCUCUUUCCCUCUCCGACCCGACCGGUCCAAUCGCCGCGCUUUACCAAGACAUCGGCGCGUGCGUCGUUCGCGAAGUCGCCAAAAUCAACUCCGGUCGAGGACCAACCGCGGCAUUAGACCCAGACCGAAGAGGAUGCCUCAAAGUUCAAAUUUCCGACGUCAACGACGGGCUUCCAUUCUACGUUUCUGGAUCGUCGGUCCGAAAAUCCGACCAAUCCGCUCGCGCGAAAAACUCCGACGAGUCCCCGGAUAUUUUGCUCACCGGCGAGCGAGUCCCGGACGAUUUAGAACCCGUCUCCGUCGCGACGGUUGGAAACUACGCGGUCAGCGUAACCUGGCCCGAUGGAUUCAGCCAAGUCGCUCCGUUUCGAGUGUUGAGAACGUUACCUAGACUUUAA
Bathycoccus prasinos is the source of this 1401-nucleotide messenger RNA. RefSeq lists its product with no specific name. Gene Ontology annotation, molecular function: ATP-dependent FeS chaperone activity; 4 iron, 4 sulfur cluster binding; ATP binding. The transcript has a single exon. Gene Ontology annotation, cellular component: chloroplast stroma. Bases 1 to 1401 code for a protein of 466 amino acids. Lineage: Eukaryota; Viridiplantae; Chlorophyta; Mamiellophyceae; Mamiellales; Bathycoccaceae. The record is from RefSeq and is a predicted model, not a curated record. Gene Ontology annotation, biological process: iron-sulfur cluster assembly.